UAUAAAUUGAACUGAACCACGAAUGUUUAUUCACAUAGUUAACCAGGAAGACCGAACGAUGAUCUACCAAUUGGCUUUGAUGGCAUUGGCCCUGGUUAUGGGCAGCAAUGGAGUGACAGGUGUUAAUAUCUGCUCGGGCGUAGCAGAUAAUCUAUUUUUACCCCAAGUUAACAAUUGCUCUGCCUAUAAUCUAUGCAUUGGUGAAACGGCCAUUCAACGAGUAUGUCCUAGCUCAUAUUACUUCGAUGCUGCCGAACAAGAAUGUCUGGUUGCUGAAGAAGUUAAGUGCCUGCCCACAUGCCCAACGACCGGACUUUCAUCCUUUGGCUAUUCUCGCACCUGUAACAAGUAUAUCCUUUGCUAUGGCGGAGCAUCUGUUAUUCGCCAAUGUUCGGAUGGCCUUCAAUAUAAUAAGAACACCGAUCGUUGUGAUUACCCUCAAUAUGUUGAUUGCCUGUCUAAUUUGUGCACCAAAUACGAUGAUCCCGAGGACAUUGUCUAUCUCGCCAGCAAGUCUGCUUGCGAUAAGUAUUUUGUGUGUCUCAAUGGUUUCCCCACAGUUCAGACAUGCUCCAAUGGUCUACAAUAUAAUCCAGAGACAAAGCUUUGUGAUUUCCCCUCGAAUGUCAAUUGUACGGUGGAAACCCUUCAACGUAAUAUUCUGCCCUAUGCCAAGGCUCCGCCACGUAGUGCCGAUAUAACGUGUCCAGCUAAGGGUACCCAUUUCUUUGCCCAUCAGAAGCGUUCGGAUGCCUAUUAUUAUUGCCAGGAUGGUCGUGGUGUCACCUUGGAUUGUACUCCCGGUCUCGUCUAUGACUCCAAGACAGAGGACUGCCGUGAACCUCAGUUUGUUCAUGCCUAAAAAGUGUCUACAA
Messenger RNA from Drosophila willistoni, 875 nucleotides. RefSeq names its product protein obstructor-E. Gene Ontology annotation, cellular component: extracellular region. Lineage: Eukaryota; Metazoa; Arthropoda; Insecta; Diptera; Drosophilidae. The transcript has 4 exons. The record is from RefSeq and is a predicted model, not a curated record. The coding region runs from base 23 to 862 and encodes 279 amino acids. Gene Ontology annotation, molecular function: chitin binding.